AUCAGUACUUGUUCUUCAAUGGACGGAGUCAUUUAUUGCAAGACUCAUUUUGAGCAACUAUUCAAGGAAUCUGGGAAUUACAGCAGGAAUUUUCAUACGACAAAAACAGAGAAGCAAAACGACGGGAAUGCGACUUCCAACAAAUUUUCAUCAAUGUUCUCUAUAACCCAAGACGAAUGUUCCGCUUGUCAGAAGACACUGUAUCCACUGGAAAAGGUGACCAAGGAAAGCGAAUGUUUCCACAAAUCAUGCUUCAAAUGCUCUCAUGGAGGCUGUCACUUGACGCACUCUUCAUAUGCUGCUUUAAAUGGAGUGCUUUACCGCACGCACCAUUUCGCUCAACUCUUCAAGGAGAAAGGAAGCUACACCCAUGUCCUCGAGGCCACCCAAAAGAAAGCCAAUUCCACGGCGCCGACCGAAUCCAAAGAAGCUUCAUCGGUUCAAGAGAGUGGAGAAAACGAGUCUUGA
This is a messenger RNA of Hibiscus syriacus, 468 nucleotides long. Its product is annotated as LIM domain-containing protein PLIM2b-like. Gene Ontology annotation, molecular function: actin filament binding. The transcript is spliced from 4 exons. The annotation marks the transcript as partial. The record is from RefSeq and is a predicted model, not a curated record. Gene Ontology annotation, biological process: actin filament bundle assembly. Gene Ontology annotation, cellular component: plasma membrane; actin cytoskeleton. Lineage: Eukaryota; Viridiplantae; Streptophyta; Magnoliopsida; Malvales; Malvaceae.